Messenger RNA from Lactuca virosa, 490 nucleotides. Lineage: Eukaryota; Viridiplantae; Streptophyta; Magnoliopsida; Asterales; Asteraceae. The record is from the annotation of a GenBank genome assembly.
AUGUGUUUCUUUCCUUCAAUUCCAAUUCCCAUCUCUUUCCUAUCACGUCUCUCUCACUUCCGACGACCACGUCCGGCAGCCACCCGUAUUUCAUAUCCACCCUCAGCUGGAUCUUCGAGUUCUGUAAACCAGAGAUCUAGCGACCAAAUCAAAGAUCUCUUUGUUUCCUUCGUUGUUUCCAACGUAGAUAAACCAUUUCUAUCUCAGGAAAAAAUAGAUGAAUCGGUGAACAGAAGAUAUUCGUUUUUGCCUUCUACGAUGACACCAUUGAUAGCCUCAUAGAUGCAGAAGAAAAAAAGAAACAUGGAUGAGGAGAUAUUAAACCCUCAUCAUCUUUGUGGAUUUUGAUGUUGAUUUCUUGAUUACCAGCAAGAUACAUUUGUUAUUAAUCUAUACUAUAAUUUUGGUUUCGAUUUUAGUGGGUGUUGUUCUGUCUUGAAAUAUGUUUUUGCUUGCAAGUUUUUGAAGAUUAUUUCAAUUGAUUUUUGGU